CCGAAAAUGAGCUGAUUCGGGUCUGACCUCACGACCAGCCCAGUGGAGCUAGCUCAGCAAAAGCGGGUCAACGGUUGCAUUCAUCCAUCUUUGCCCGAAACCUCGAAGCUCACCUGCACUCCAUUGACACACCACACCCAACACCACCCCAAUCGAGCGCCUCGCCGAAAACAAUCCGUCGCCAUGUUCGUGCAGCGCCAGAUUGCCCGCGCUGUGCCGCGUUUCAACGCGCAACUCCGCGCCCAGGCCCAGCGCCGCUUCGCCAGCACCGAGACCGAGAGCAGCUUCGUCCGCGAGCGCCGCGCCGUGAAGGAGCACGCCGGCCACACGACUGAGCUCUGGCGCAAGAUCUCCCUCUACGCCGUCCCCCCCGCCCUUCUUCUCAGCGGCGUGAACGCCUACAUUCUCUGGAACGAGCACUGGGAGCACUGGUCGCACAUGCCCCCUCUCGAGGAGCGCGUCGAGUACCCCUACCAGAACAUUCGCACCAAGAACUACCAAUGGGGCGAUGGUGACAAGACCCUCUUCUGGAACGAUUCGGUCAACUACCACAACAAGGACAAGACCACCUAGACAAAUAACCCGGGCAGCGGUCAUUCCGUUUUCCCGAGGACAAAGGAGAGGUGGUUACGUAGAUGGUUCCAAGAGAGACGGCACAAAUAGCCAGCCAACUGUAUAUGUUUCCUAGAGUUGAAGAAUUGAACUCCAGUGAUCUGGGGCUCGCCGCUGAUAGAUCUCGUGUGCUGCUGUGCCUAUGCGACUUUGUUGCGUCGUCGUUUGCCCAGAACUGUCCGUGGUAACAUG
This is a messenger RNA of Thermothelomyces thermophilus ATCC 42464, 804 nucleotides long. RefSeq lists its product as uncharacterized. Gene Ontology annotation, cellular component: mitochondrial inner membrane. Gene Ontology annotation, molecular function: enzyme regulator activity. Lineage: Eukaryota; Fungi; Ascomycota; Sordariomycetes; Sordariales; Chaetomiaceae. The record is from RefSeq and is a predicted model, not a curated record. Gene Ontology annotation, biological process: mitochondrial electron transport, cytochrome c to oxygen. Bases 184 to 573 code for a protein of 129 amino acids. The transcript has 5 exons.